This is a messenger RNA of Cotesia congregata, 729 nucleotides long. The record is from the annotation of a GenBank genome assembly. NCBI's taxonomy places the organism in Eukaryota, Metazoa, Arthropoda, Insecta, Hymenoptera, Braconidae.
AUGCCCUACAGACACAGCUGCGAACAGAGGAGUACAUACAAAAAAUGGAUAUGUUGGUUCAAGGAAAAUAUUGUUGAAGAAUUAAAUGAGCGAAUACAAGCUUUUGACUAUGGUUUGAAUAAUAGACCGAAUAUUCCGAGUGGUAUUAAAAUUAGCAAAACGUCAAAUAGUAUUGGACAACAUGCCGCACAAACUCUUUGCUUGAUUACUUUUCUACCAUUAAUUAUAAAAGAUACGAUUUUGAAAAUAAAACAAAAUGAUUAUGUUAAAUGGUACAUGAUAUUGUUACUAAUAAAAAUGCUGAAAAUUGCCUUAGCGCCUAAAAUUACCUUAGAAAUGUUGCAAGAUUUAGAAACAAGUACGACAAUGCAUCACAAUAUUUUAAUUAAUCAUUUUUCACUAUCUGAAGAAAUAAAAAUUACUGUUGGGAAACGCAUUAAAUUCAUGGGUUCAGAACUCUUGAAAAAUAAAUUUAUCUGUACUACCUUUUCAAAUAAUUUACCCAUUUUCAGUAGAUCUGUACUUUUUUUUUCUAUCUAUGAUGAAUUGUUUGUGAUUUGUGAAUCAUGGAAAACAAUAGACAUAUCAACAUCAUGUCUAGGAUAUUUAAUUGUUAAUAAUUCAAAGACUUUUAUACAAAAAAUAUCCGACUUGCCUUACACUAAAAACUGGCAAUUAUAUGAAACUAGUGAUAAACAAUUUGUUAUCCCAACGGAAUAUUUUUUAUAA